AUGGAUCGUUGGCAAAAUAAAGUUGCUGUGGUUACGGGAGCCAGUUCGGGUAUUGGUGCUGCGAUUUGUAAAACCCUUGUUGAAAAUGGUAUGAUUGUAGUGGGACUGGCACGCCGUUUGGUGAAAAUCAAUACCAACGUAAAAAAUGCUUUACCCGUGGAUAAGCAACCAAAUUUCCAUGCUUUCAAAUGUGAUGUGAGCGAUGAGCAGAAUGUCAAAGAGACCUUUGCAUGGAUUGAAGAUAAAUUCGGUGGUGUCGAUGUCCUCAUCAAUAACGCCGGGGUAAUGAAAAAUAUACCUCUUUUGGCUAAACACAAUUCCGAUGACAUUAAGGCCACCCUCAAUACCAAUGUCUUGGGUGUUGUUUGGUGUACACGUGAAGCUUUUCGUUCGAUGCGUCAACGUAACGAUGGCAUGGGACAUGUUUUCAUCAUCAACAGUACGGCUGGUCAUAGCGUACCCACUUUUCCGGGUAUUAAUUUUAAUAUUUAUCCAUCGUCGAAACAUGCUGUCACGGCCAUGACUGAAGUGUUGCGUCAGGAGUUCCGAAAUGAAAAGACAAAAAUUAAAAUAACUAGCCUUAGUCCUGGUGGUGUUCAAACAGAAAUUUUAAAUGUGGGUGAAGUGCCACAAGGAAUUCCCAUUCUCCAACCUGCAGAUGUUGCCGAUGCAGUACUGUUUUGUUUGAAAACUCCUCCACAUGUCCAAAUUCAUGAAUUGACCAUUAAACCAGUUGGCGAAUUGAUGUGA
Messenger RNA from Musca vetustissima, 750 nucleotides. RefSeq names its product farnesol dehydrogenase-like. The record is from RefSeq and is a predicted model, not a curated record. Lineage: Eukaryota; Metazoa; Arthropoda; Insecta; Diptera; Muscidae. Bases 1 to 750 code for a protein of 249 amino acids. The transcript is spliced from 2 exons.